CUGGACUACCUGGACUACCUCCCUCCCUUUCUCCCUCCCUUCCGUCCUCCUCCUCCUUCUUCACUCCCAAACGUUGUGUUCCGUUUGUUUGUACUCUCCUGCUGGCUGCCCGCCCUUUGCAUUCGCCUUUAUUCACGAGUCACGAGUCUCGAGUGUGCCCUCCAGCUGCGCUGCCACGGCGUUGACGAUGCACCUCCCCGUUCUAAGCCCAACCGCCUUUUAGCCCGCCGCCGCCGAAUUUCUAUUUUCGCUGGCGCCCGCCCACACUCGUUUUCACCAGCCUCACAGCUCACUCCACUGUCAUCCCUCCGAACGAACAACAAGAGCAAUCCUCCUCGCUCUUUUUUUCUUCUUCUUCUCUUUCUUCUUCGUCUCUAAUCCAACCAUCCCACUUCAUGGCACUUCAUUCUCCCAUCACUAUGGCCUUCCAAAAGCCGCGCCGCGCAGCUGGAAAGGUCAAAUACACCAUCUUCGCUGUCGUCACCCUGUGUGUGCUCUACUACUUGCGAAACUCUGCGACGGCAACCUUCAAUACGGCAUUCAGACCAAUAGAAGACCAUAUGAAUGGCGGAACACCUCAGAGUCCUAUCAAGCCCGGAGACAAGACGAGACCAAACGCACAUUCCCAUCCCAUUACCGCGUUGAUCGAAGAGGCAGAGGUGACAUUCGAGGAUCUUCUAAGGAAGGAGAGCCGUGAUCUGAAGUCGGCGGCUGCAGCGUACCGCACAAGAAGAGGGCGACAUCCUCCACCAGGCUUUGAUGCCUGGUACGGCUUCGCGCAGGAGAACGGAGCAGUCAUGGUGGAGGAGUUUUUCGACCAGAUAUACCACGACCUCGGUCCCUUCUGGGGAGUCGAACCGAAGGUGAUGCGAAAGGAAGCAUGGGACUAUGAAAUGACGAUCAACAUUAGAAAUCAAAACGCGAGCGCUGGCAGCGGUUGGUUCUGGACACAAAUCUGGUUGGAUUUGACCAAGACAAUCCAGCAUUUGCUGCCCGAUAUGGAUCUUGCACUCAAUUCGAUGGACGAACCGCGGAUUGCGGUGCCUUGGGAGGACAUCAAUGGAUAUAUGGAGAAGGAGCGCGCGUCGCGGAAGAUGGCCAAUCCAAAGGAGGUCGUUUCAGACUUCCAGAUCUUGGGUCAGCAUCCGGAUGCGGAGGUUGAGAUGGCACAGAAGUGGUGGGAGAGCAAGAAGGAAACAAGACGGUUUUGGGACGUCGCAUCCCGAGGAUGCCAUCCCGACAGCUUGGCUCGCAAGGCGGAUCAUCAGACGAACUUCAACGACACCCCUUCGAUCACCCUCGCGCAUACGCUUCCCCAUACCUACAAAGGCUAUGUCUCGAACUUCUCCCUCUCGGCGGAUUUCUGCCACCAGCCGGAUCUGCAGGGCCUUCAUGGUAUGAUGAUCGAGCCCCUCUCCGUGAGUUCCACGAGGCAUCUGUUCCCCAUGUUCGGCGGAUCGAAAUUGCCCACAAAUAACGAGAUUCUCCUUCCUGCGCCGAUGUAUUGGAACGGCGAGGAGCGGUUCUCGGGCGGCGCGAACCACGGGGCAAACUGGGUGGACAAGCAGAACAAGGUGAUCUGGAGAGGUGUGGCAACUGGUGGGAAGAACAAACCGGACAACUGGAAAGGCUUCCAGCGCCAUCGAUUCGUGGCCAUGACAAACGCGACACAAGUCUCUGGAGCAGAGAAUUGGUCCCAGAUACCAGAAAACUUUGCUCUACCGCCGUCGGAGUAUGACAUCGCUGCACAACAAGAGGGGAAGCUCGGUCGGUGGACGGAGGAGUGGGCUGAUACCGGCUUCAUUGACCUGAUGUGUUUAGAACCCGAGAAGGAUGCAACCUGCUACUACACCGACCCAUACUUUAAGGUGAACAAGGCCAUGAAGAUGGCAGAGCAAUUCGACCGGAAAUACGUCCCUGAUAUCGACGGCAACUCCUUCUCUGGACGGUAUCGCGGAUUUCUCCUCUCUACUUCCCUUCCUAUCAAAGCUACGAUUUUCCGCGAAUGGCAUGAUAGCAGGCUAGUCCCGUGGAAGCACUUCGUGCCGAUGGAUAAUAGGUUCUUGGAUUUCUGGGGAAUCAUGGAGUAUUUUGUCGGGUUUGAGGGAGAGGUUGUCAAGAGGGAGGGCCAUGAUGCGCAGGCGGAGAGGAUUGCGCUUGCCGGGCAGGAGUGGGCGAAUAAAGUGCUCAGGAAGGAAGAUAUGCAGAUUUAUGUUCUGCGACUACUUCUCGAGUACGCCAGGUUAUCUGAUGAGCGCAGAGACAAUAUGGGCUGGGUUGCGGAUCUGUUAUAGAGUGGUGGGGUGGAGUCUCUUUUGUUUACGAGAUGGUGGCGCAGCAUUUCCAUGGAGUAUUCGUGGCGUACAGGACUGUUUUCAAAACCGACAGGAUGGCUGGAGCUCUUGGAGUUCGGUGUUCAUUUGCAUUAUUGGGGAGACCAAGAUGAAGUGUGUACUGUACAGAUACCAGGCUGCAAAGCUGCUAGACUUGCUCUUAGGCACAGCGAAAUGUAAUAAAUAAUCCGAGAGCACUCCUUGUCUUCCGAGAAAACCCGGC
Messenger RNA from Hyaloscypha bicolor E, 2556 nucleotides. Its product is annotated as glycosyltransferase family 90 protein. The transcript has 2 exons. Bases 396 to 2294 code for a protein of 632 amino acids. NCBI's taxonomy places the organism in Eukaryota, Fungi, Ascomycota, Leotiomycetes, Helotiales, Hyaloscyphaceae. The record is from RefSeq and is a predicted model, not a curated record.